Zingiber officinale is the source of this 3835-nucleotide messenger RNA. RefSeq lists its product as uncharacterized. Gene Ontology annotation, molecular function: transcription corepressor activity. NCBI's taxonomy places the organism in Eukaryota, Viridiplantae, Streptophyta, Magnoliopsida, Zingiberales, Zingiberaceae. Bases 277 to 3075 code for a protein of 932 amino acids. The transcript has 7 exons. Gene Ontology annotation, biological process: negative regulation of DNA-templated transcription. The record is from RefSeq and is a predicted model, not a curated record.
UUCACCUCCCCCGAGCUCCCCCCCUCUUCGCCUCCGCCUCCGUAUCGAUCUUGCGUCGCCAACCCUAAUCCUACUCCACAGAUCUGUUCGCCGCAGUUGAUCUCCCUGCCAAAUCGCGCCAUUCCUCGAGAAUCCCCAUCGCUGUUCGAGAUCUUACCUCUAGGCUUGGCGUGUGGGGAUCCUUUGUUCUUCGUCGCUUGGUGCGGUUGGUUUGGUUUCUGGGUCGAAGUCGAUACUGUAGGGUGGAGGCGUCUGAGUUCUUCUGGCGCAUCCUAGAUGAAGAAGCGGAGAGGGAUCGAAGUCUCUGCAGCGGAAAAGGUUGAUGGGUCGAAUAAGGAUAUGAAACGGAGGUUGAUUAUGAGCGAUUCGGAGUGUAACUUGGAUGAUUGCCUCGCUUCUUUGCGGAGGGCGGAUCGUGGAGUUAGUCGAAAUGGGGACAACUCCAUCUGCGGCGAAGACAAUGAGGUGGAGAUGAAAGAAGAGGAGGAGAAUGCGGAUGUAGAUAAGAAAGAAAAGGUUUUGAAGUCUUAUGAAGGAACUCAAACUGAUGAGGUCGCAGUUUCUUGUAAGAAAGAAGUGUUAGAGACAGAGCUCGAGAGGAAGUGCCGAAUAGAGUCAUCUCGUGCUGAAGUCCAAUCAGAAAAGUCAAAAUUGGAUUCUUCGGAACAAGGAGGAAAGAAGAAAUUUCUGUCUGGCGGGAACAUGUCUAAAACUGUUAUUUCAGAUGGUGUGGAUGAAAAAGAGGAGAUGAAUGUGCACAAAGAAGGAAGUUCCAAAUCCUCAGUCCCUGCAAAGAGGAAGAGGGGUCGAGUAAUGGAGAACCAAACACUGACAAAUUUACAAAAAACUGGGAAGACGGAAACUGAAAAGAACAAGCUGAUAGAAUCACCAGAUAAGCAGAAACUUGAGGCGAAGGAUAACAGUAGCUGUGUCACCGGAGACAGGGCAGAAGACAUUGGUGUUUCACGACCCAAGGAUGAUAUUCUGAGGAUGCAAGGGAAAUCUGGCGUCUUGCGAGUACUACCUAGUAAUAAGAAGGUUGAUGGGCUUGAGAACCAUUCUAAAAGGAAUUAUGAAGAGGUCUCAAAGGCCAUAAGCUCUCGUGGUGUAGCUACCCGUGCCGCACUGAAGCAACAAUCCCUGUCUCCCUUUGAAAGAGUUGAUGAAAAUUCAAGCUUAGGUGCCUCGCCGAGCAAAAAUGAAUUGAGAAAGUCAAAAAAGGACAGUCUCGAGAAAAGUGCAAACAGUAGACGUGAAACACUGCAGAAGAAUGUUUUUCAUAAAACAAGAAAAAAGAAAGCACAUAUUUCAAAGGGUAAGACUGGUCUGAGAACAAAGAGCAACUCCAGUGCAGAAAGUGUUGUUAAGGCAAAACAAGUAUCAGAGAGUGCAAACGUAUCUCGCAGAACUGAAAAGCAAAAACUUAGAGAUCAGUUAAAAGAUAUACUUCUUAAUGCUGGUUGGACAAUAGAUCUGAGGCCAAGAAGAGGCAGGAACUAUGAGGAUUCUGUUUACAUACCUCCUGAAGGUCAUGGUGGUUAUUGGUCAAUCACAAAGGCUUAUGCAGUGUAUCAGGAACGUCUAAAGAGAACAAACAAAUCGGAGGGUAAGAUUUCUUCUGGAAGGAACUGCAGAACACCUUCUGUGAGCGACCCUAUCAUACCCUUGGAGUCACUUGAUUUACUGAAAAGAGUUGUUGUUAACAAGAGAAGAAGAAGGAUAGAAGAGUCUGAAGAAUCCCCAAAGUAUAAAGGGAAGAAAGUAAAGAAAAAAUCUGACAAGAGACAUCCUAGAGAUCAAGCUACUAAGGGUAAGUUGACUCCAGACUCAAAGUUUUCUGUCGGUUCCACAUCUUAUAAGAAUCAUCACAACGGAAGAAGCAGACAGAGAGGAUGCACCCUAUUGGCCCGUGGUAUUAACCAUAAGUCAGAAGCUGAUGACGCAGAUUAUGUCACUUACAGGCAUAAAAGGACAGUUCUUUCAUGGAUGAUAGAUGUGGGUGUAUUGCCCAUAAAUGGAAAAGUGAAGUAUAUGAACCAACGAAUGACUAAAACAAAGUUGGAAGGCUGGAUAACUAGAGACGGCAUUAACUGUAGCUGCUGUGGUAAAAUCCUUUCUCUAUCAAACUUCGGUCUUCAUGCUGGUAACAAACUUAUACAUCCAUCACAAAAUAUAUUUUUGGAGGAUGGAGAAAUUUCCCUGUUGAAAUGCCAGCUUGAGGCAUGGAAAAAACAGGGUGAAUCUGAACGGCAAGGAUUCUACAAUAUUGAUGUCAAUGGUGAUGACCCUAAUGAUGAUACCUGUGGUAUCUGUGGUGAUGGUGGCCCCUUAAUCUGUUGUGAUGGUUGUCCUUCGACCUUUCAUCUGGCUUGCUUGGGCAUCGAGAAGCCUCCUCCUGGAGAUUGGCACUGUACCAACUGCUGCUGCAGGUUCUGUGGGCAGAUCUCGACUGAUCCUAGUAGUGCAAGCUAUGAAACAGUUUCCUUAUUGCUUUCCUGUCACCAGUGUGAGGCAAAAUACCAUGAAGAUUGCAUUCCUGAGACAGAGUAUAUAUCUGCCACUUCCAAGAGUACUGCCAUUUCUUUUUGUUCCUCAAGUUGUAGAAAGGUUUUCCGAGGACUAAAGAAGAUUCUUGGGAUGAAGAAUGAUAUUGAAUCAGGAUUCUCAUGGACUGUUGUCAGGCGUUUUGAUGAGGAUUCUUCUAAAUCUCCAUUACAGUUCCAUCAAACGGCCGAAUCCAACUCAAAGAUUGCUGUCGCCCUUGCAGUUAUGGAUGAGUGUUUUCUGCCUAUUGUUGACCGGAGAAGUGGCAUUAACCUUAUUCAUAAUGUUGUGUAUAAUUGUGGAUCAAAUUUCAGUCGGCUGAAUUACAGCGGUUUCUACACUUUUAUUUUGGAGCAUGGGGAUGAAAUUAUCUCUGUGGCAUCUAUCAGAAUUCACGGAACCAGACUGGCAGAAAUGCCUUUCAUUGGGACAAGAAACAUGUAUAGACGUCAAGGGAUGUGCCGUCGGCUACUUAGUGGAAUUGAAUCAGUAAAUAUUUUCUCUUGGAUGUUUUUGAGUAAAAAUAAAUAGAUUGAGGCUAUAUGUUUUGUCCCAUUCUUUUCUAUUUUCAUCCUAUUAUAAAAUUUUCUACAUCUUGACUAUAAGUAUAUCAUUCUUUCAUUAUUUUUAUGUUAUUUUAUAAUUCUUAUACAACGUAAAAGUUAAUCAUUGUGUUUAUAUUCAUGUAUGCAUUAAAUUUCUUUUAUUUCUAUGUUUAAAGCAGGUAAGAAGCUGUAAACUGAAUUAUCUUCAAUAUCAUCUCUCUGCCAUCAUAAUUAUCAAGAAAGCAUAUUUGUUUCAACCAUCUCUCUCUCUCUCUCUCUCUCUUUCAAAUUUCCCUACUGCCUCUACUGCUUUCUUUGUUUUCUUUAAAGCCUUAGCGAUUGCUUCAAUUUAUGUUGCCUCAAUUCAUUUUAACUACUAUGACAUACAGACCAUGCAUAUUUACAGCUGCAGAGAUUAGAGACUUAUUUUGGGUCACAAACUUGUAAAUAUCUAAUGUUCUUGUAAAACAAAAUGAUUGUGAUUUCUAUAAAUGCAAUUAAAUAUGGAAGAUAAAAUGGAAACAUUCGUGUGGUUUUAGACUUUAGAGCAUUGAAAAUGUCCUUACUAACAUAGAGAGGAAAGCUAAAUGGAAGUGUUAUGAAGUAUGUCAUUUGUAAGAUGGAAAAAAGAAUAAAAAGGCUAGCCCAGGACUGAUCCUAAUGUGGCUGAUCAUGUCUGAGAGUCGAGGUGAUGGACGCUGAGGAUGUGACUCUCCUGUUGACCGUGCAUGGAUCUCCGAUGAGAC